AAACUCCAAUGAAAUCCCAUCCGGAUCCAUGCCAAGAACCUUGGAUGUUAUUUUAAGAGGUGAAAUUGUCGAAAGAGCCAAACCUGGUGAUAAGUGUAAAUUCACCGGUUGUGAAAUAGUCAUUCCUGAUGUCUCCCAAUUAGGAUUACCUGGGGUCAAGCCUCAAUCAGUUAAAGAGUCUCGUUCUGGUUCCUCGGAAUUGAAUUCAGGUGUUUCUGGAUUGAAAUCUUUGGGUGUCCGUGAUUUGACUUACAAAUUAGCGUUCCAUGCUUCCCAUGUGACAUCUUUGGUCAACAAGGUUGGUCAAGAUGAUAGCAAUCCUAAUUCCACCACUGAGGUAGAAAACAAUGACCAAGAAGUCUUUUUAACCUCUUUAAGUGACUCUGAGGUUUCUCAAUUGAAAGAAAUGGUCAAAGAUGAGCAUAUUUACGACAAGUUGGUUCAAUCCGUUGCACCUGCAGUAUUUGGGCACGAAGUUAUCAAGAAGGGUAUCCUUUUACAAUUAUUAGGUGGUGUUCACAAGAAAACCAUUGAUGGAAUUAACUUGCGUGGGGAUAUCAAUAUUUGUAUUGUGGGUGAUCCAUCCACUUCUAAAUCUCAAUUUUUGAAAUAUGUAUGUGGAUUCUCUCCUCGUGCAGUUUACACUUCUGGUAAGGCUUCCUCGGCUGCUGGUUUGACUGCGGCUGUGGUUAGAGAUGAAGAGAGUGGUGAGUAUACCAUUGAAGCUGGGGCCUUGAUGUUGGCUGAUAAUGGUAUUUGUGCCAUUGAUGAAUUCGACAAGAUGGAUAUUGCCGAUCAAGUUGCCAUUCAUGAAGCUAUGGAACAACAAACUAUUUCCAUUGCCAAGGCCGGUAUUCAUGCUACUUUAAAUGCUAGAACCUCGAUUUUGGCUGCUGCUAAUCCAAUUGGAGGUAGAUAUAAUAGAAAGAUUGGUCUUCGUUCAAACUUGAACAUGACUGCUCCUAUCAUGUCCAGAUUUGAUUUAUUUUUUGUCAUUUUGGAUGAUUGUAAUGAAAGAAUUGAUACUCAGUUGGCCUCCCACAUUGUUGAUUUGCAUAUGCUUAGAGAUGAAGCUAUAGAUCCACCAUAUUCCGCCGAACAAUUAUCAAGAUAUAUCAAAUAUGCCAAGACAUUCAAACCUAAGAUGACUAAAGAAGCUCGUGAUUUCUUGGUUACAAGGUAUAAGGAAUUAAGAGAAGAUGAUGCCCAAGGCUUGGGAAGAUCUUCUUACAGAAUCACAGUUAGACAAUUGGAAUCUAUGAUUAGAUUGUCGGAAGCUAUUGCUAGAGCCAACUGUACAGAAGAAAUCACUCCUAGUUUUGUUGCAGAAGCCUAUGAUUUGUUGAAGCAAUCUAUCAUCAGAGUAGAAAUGGACGAUAUUGAAGUUGAAGACGAUGAUGAAGAGCAAGAUGUCGAUGUUGAUGCUGAGGCAUCUCAACAACCUCAACCAUCUCAAACGCAAUCGGAACCAGAAGCUCCUUCUCAUCCAAGAGAAACUGUCUCCAUCACCUAUGAUAAAUAUGUGGCCAUGAUGAAUUUAUUAGUCAAGAAGAUUUCCGAGGAUGAAAAUAAUGGUCAAGACGAAGGAAUUACAGCCGACGACUUAAUUGAAUGGUACUUGCUUCAACGAGAACAUGAUAUAGAAAGUGAACAAGAAUACUUGCAAGAAAGAAAGUUGGCAUAUAAGGUAUUGAAGCGUUUGGUGAAGGAUAGAAUUUUGAUGACUGUAUCUCAUAAUGAAGAUGAAUCUGAUCCAAGCAACGUCAAGACUGUUUACAUCAUUCACCCCAACUGUGCCAUUUUGGAUUUCUUUGAUCAAACUGGGGCUGCUAUACAACAGCAAGAUGACUCUAGUAUGCAAGAAGAUUAAGUCCUCUUGUCUGGGUAAUUUUCUUCAAGUUUAUGUAUUACUAUAUUGUUUUAGAAUUGUUUAUAUAUAUAAUUUCAACUUUUUCUUGUACGUUUAUGCGCAGGCUCCACUUUCAUUGUUGGUUCUUCUGCACUGGUUUUCCGUUUAGAUUCACCUUCAGUCGACUCUGAUUGGCUUGUGAAAAAGGCACUGGCGGCUUCCUUUUCCUCGGUGCUUAUUCUUGACAAUUCAUAUAAGUUGUUGGAGCGAGCUGCAAGCGCCUGGUAAGCCUGUUGUUGCGUCGUUCUGUCUGAUUCCUGGUCUCUGCCGGUGUCACCAGUAUCUCCUGCCUUUUUCCAUUCUGCUGGAGUUAUAUGCUGGGCACAAUCCCAACAGUGAUCAAUGAAUAUCUUGGAAUUAGGAAACAUUUUCUGACAAGCACGACACCAGCCAGGGUCUUCCUUCUUGGUAGGCAAAACCAUAGCACCGCCUGUGCUUCCAACCAUUGGCCCAGGAGCAGGUGGUACCAUCUGGUGUUUAUCCUUGACAUAAUGUACUAACCGCAAAUGUCUCUUGAGAACGUCCAAUCGGUUGAAGGCACCACCGUUACGGUGGCAGGUUGGAUCGUUUCUAUAGUAAGGACAUUGAUAGAUCGGAGGUGCGUGGGACUUGAGAUGUCUUUUCAAGUCUGAUUUCCGUUCAAAAGACCAAGUACAUCCUUCGAAUGUACAUGUAUGAGGGCGGGUGGCUGGCGCUGAACCUGGAGUGGAUUGUGAAGUUAAUGGAGAUUUAGCAACGGAGAAUUUCUUUAUGUUGUAAUCGUCAACACGAACUUUAGGCCUACCUGAUUUGAAAAAAUAAUUUGUCUCAUUGGAGUUCACCUGAUGGGUUGUAUCUUGUAUGAUUUGUAAUGGUGGUGGUGGUUGCUGUUGACCCCCUGGAUAUUUUGAGGAAAAAGUCACAUAAGGGUUGAACUCGGAUUGGGUGUUUGUAGGGAUGGUGCUCCCGGCGUUCUUCUUGACUGUAAUUGGAGGUAACAUGUGAGUAUUGCUAGCUACUGUGGGGUUACUCAACGGCGGAAUUGAAGGACUACUAGCGUCUGUGGAUGAUUCACCAGAACCACCUUUAGUUUGCUCCUUAGCUGAUGUUUCUUCUUUCUUUGGGCGAGAUGUUUUCUCGUUUAAACUAUCAUUGAUACCGUCAUCGUGAGCAUCCUUAGCUUCUGUUGGCUUAGCUUUCGAAUUGGGCUUUGUCAUAUUUUUUUGCACUUUGUAAAUAUUACAGCUCUGGUUGUAAAGGAUACCAGAUGAGCC
Molecule: messenger RNA, 3162 nt
Organism: Spathaspora passalidarum NRRL Y-27907
Lineage: Eukaryota; Fungi; Ascomycota; Pichiomycetes; Serinales; Debaryomycetaceae
Gene: MCM6
Product: MCM DNA helicase complex subunit
Exons: 1
Coding region: 29-1870 (613 amino acids)
Biological process (GO): DNA replication initiation; double-strand break repair via break-induced replication; mitotic DNA replication
Cellular component (GO): MCM complex; nucleus
Molecular function (GO): single-stranded DNA binding; ATP binding; single-stranded 3'-5' DNA helicase activity
Source: RefSeq, a predicted model, not a curated record